AUGUUCUGUCUAUGUGGUAUAAGAAAUGAAAACAAAGAAUAGGAACGUGUAUAAAAUUCACAUGGAACUUCUCUUUAAUCAAAUAUGAAAUUAGAUAAUUAUGGAAGUCUAAAUAGUUUGUUUAAUGCUUAAGACUCCAAUAGAGUCAGUCAAGAAUAUACAAAUUUUUUAUGUGAAUACGAUAAAAAUUACUAAGAAAAGUCAUAAUUGUUUGAAGUUAAUGAAUAUUCAACAAGUUAAAAAUAGGAGGUAGCAUAUAAAAUAAUAAAACAAAGGAAUCAAAAACAAAUUCUAAAGAAUCUAUGUUAAUGCAUUAAGGUGAUGGAUUGUUAGUAAAAUUAAGCAAUGUUAAUUAAUAAUAAAUCAUUAAAUUGAAAGAUAAAAUUACAGCAUUUAUUAUGAGAAUACUCUAUGAUAUAAAAUUUGUAUUUGAAGUACUCAAACUCUAUUUAUAGUUUAUUAGAUAACUCCUUAAUAGGAAGUCUAAUUUGUAAAGUAGCUAGUGCCAAAUAUCAUCACUGAAUUAAUUUAUAGGAGAAUAAAGAAUGAUAAAUUAUUGAUUGCUCAUGAUCCAACAGGAAGCUUUUUAUUUAAACACCUUUCUUCUAGUCAACAAGUAUAUUUCGUUGAAGAAACCCAAGUCUUUAGGCCAAUCCUAAAUAAGGGAAUAGAUAUUUUGAAUUGUCACAAUAAGAUACACUUUGUAGCUAAAUCAGAUAUAACAGUUAAAUUAGAUACUGCCAUUGUGAGUAAAAUAAGCUAUGUAUAAUUUUAGAUUUGCUAUUUUUGAAUGAUGUUCCAAUAUACAGUAUUAUUUAGGAAUACCUUAGUUUGGCACAUGAUCUAAUUCUAAUUCUAUCUCCUAAAUUAGAGUAUCAUGAAAUGAUAUCAUAAGUGAGACAAGGAAUCAAGAAUAGUGCAUAAUCACAUAUCUAUUGCAGUGUAGAAAUUUAAUCUAUCUAUGAAUACAAUAAGAUAGUAGCUUUUAUUGUUUAUUAUGGUGAAAUUUCAUUAAUCAACUAAAAUUAAUAAUUACAUUUCUUAUAUAAAUGUAUAUCCAAAACAAUUCAAAAAACAUUUAAAUAUAAAGUAUUCUUGAAAAAUCUAAGGAGUCAAAUUGGAGUGAUGAAAUUAGUAGAUUUAUUUUCACUCUAUGGACUAUUAUUUGAUAGUUCUGAUGAGAAUUUUAAGAGAUUCUAUAAAUAAGUGAAGAAAUAAUAUUUUCCUAAAAUAAAAUCAUAAAAAUUCAUUUAAAAUGAUAGCAGUAAAUCAUCUACUGAAUCUGAAAGUGAAGGAAUUCAAUAAAUAGAAUCUGCAAACUCUCUUUUUACUGAAAUCAAAUUAUAUAGUAAAAGUGAAUCUAUUCAUAUGUCUAAUUAUGUUUAUGUUCAUUUUCAUUCAUAAAACAGUUAAAAAUCUACCUAAUAUGAAGAAUAAAUCCAAUUCAGUCAGUGA
Molecule: messenger RNA, 1455 nt
Organism: Paramecium pentaurelia
Lineage: Eukaryota; Ciliophora; Oligohymenophorea; Peniculida; Parameciidae
Source: the annotation of a GenBank genome assembly